AUGUCGGCGCAAGAGAUCACUGUUCCGGCGCCCGCCGACUUCCACGUGCACCUGCGACAGGGCAAGAUGUCGGAACUCGUCACCCCGCACGUCGCGCAGGGAGGUGUCUCGCUCGCCUACGUGAUGCCCAACCUCGUACCUCCCAUCACGUCGGCACAGCAGGCGACCGAGUACCUCGAGUCUCUGCGAGCGCUUGCGCCUCAGACGAGGUUCGUGGGCACACUGUAUCUUUCGCCCAAACUCACGCCUGCCGAGAUCGCCAAGGCGGCGCAGAACGGCGUGCGAGGCGUCAAGAGCUAUCCGCGCGGCGUGACCACCAACUCGGACAGCGGCAUCGAGGACUACGAGACGUACUACCCGAUCUUUGAGGAGAUGCAGAAGCACGACAUGAUCCUCAACCUGCACGGCGAGGUGCCGUCGAACGCGGAUGCUGGUAUCUGUGUGUUGAAUGCCGAGGAAAAGUUCUUGACGCACCUGUUCAAGAUCCACCGCCAAUUCCCCAAGCUCAAGAUCGUCCUGGAGCACGCUACCACACGCAAGGCUGUAGAGGCCGUCAAGCAGUGCGGCGAUACUGUGGGCUGCACCAUCACACCGCAUCAUCUCGAGCUUAUCGUGGACGACUGGGCAGGCAAGCCGCUCAACUUCUGCAAGCCCGUCGCAAAGUACCCCGAUGACCGACAGGCACUGCGCGACGUUGUCCGCGAAGGCCACCCACGCUUCUUCCUCGGUUCCGACUCAGCACCGCACCCGUUGGCCAGCAAGUACCCCUCUGCCGUCACCCACGGCGCGCCGGGCACCAAGGUUUCCGCCUCGGGCGGCGACGAUCUGGAGCCGACCGGUGUCGUCUCAUGCGGAUGCGCCGCGGGUGUCUACACGUCGUCGACCCUCGUCCCGCUGUGCGCCACGCUCCUCGAAGGGUUCGGUGCGCUCGACCAGCUGGCCAACUACGUCAGUCUCAACGGCCGCAGGUUCUACGGCUACGACAGCGAGCACGAACUCUCGCAGGGCAGCAUCACGCUUCGCAGAGCGGGCAAGGCAUCAGCAGCAUCGGAUCACGCUACGGUUCCUGCGGUAUAUGUGCACCCGGAGUUCGAGCAGGUGCCGGAUUCGGACGGCAGCAAGGUACAGGUGGUACCCUUCUGGGCUGGUAAGCGUCUUGGGUGGGAGAUUGUUCGUUCAUGA
Molecule: messenger RNA, 1182 nt
Organism: Sporisorium graminicola
Lineage: Eukaryota; Fungi; Basidiomycota; Ustilaginomycetes; Ustilaginales; Ustilaginaceae
Exons: 1
Coding region: 1-1182 (393 amino acids)
Biological process (GO): pyrimidine nucleotide biosynthetic process; 'de novo' pyrimidine nucleobase biosynthetic process
Cellular component (GO): cytoplasm
Molecular function (GO): dihydroorotase activity
Source: RefSeq, a predicted model, not a curated record